Molecule: messenger RNA, 868 nt
Organism: Kogia breviceps (pygmy sperm whale)
Lineage: Eukaryota; Metazoa; Chordata; Mammalia; Artiodactyla; Physeteridae
Source: RefSeq, a predicted model, not a curated record
UCCAAUGCACUCUGCACCGACGAUGCUACUUUAAGGUGACUGUCCCUCUCCCUCCAUUGGAGCACCCGCGGUUGUACACUCACUUCGCAAGGAGGUUUGAGUAUUAAGUGACAUGAAGUAAGUAAAGUGACCCUGGUUGGUGCUUAAUAAAAAGUACUAUUAUCCACAUAAAAGAGACGCAGGUUGCUGCGGGGAAGGGGAGGAGAGUUCUCGAGCUACUGAGGGAUGGGUCUCCCCGAGCUGACGAGGAGGCGUCCGAGAGUCAACCUGUGAUGGAGGGUGAAGCCGAAUACAUCCUCCCUACCGAAACAAAAUAUGUUGGGGAAAUGAAGGACGGCAUGUUUCAUGGCCAAGGAACCUUGUACUUCCCCAGUGGGAGCCGAUACGAUGCCAUUUGGGAGAAAGGAUUGGUUGUAAAGGGCACGUACACCUUCUCAGACGGGCUGCAGUAUGAUACUGAGAACUGGCAUUACUGUGACAGCUACGAUCGGAGGUUUUACACUGAGAUCUGCUAUGGCUUGAAGCCCACAGGUAUCUCUCAACUCACCAAUAUGGACCCGCCUAGAAAAAUCCCUCCAGGCUGUUAUGACUGCGGAGACGGCUUCUAUAACCCGACCACGAGGAUUGUCAAGGACUAUAAGAAUCGCUUUCUGAGAAAUGCAGACGAUGACGAGCACGAGUGGAUCAUCAGGACGUGUCGGAAGGGCUGGGACGAGACCAUGGGUCCUAAGCCCAGGCCGUGAGUGCUAAGCCCCCUCCUUGGUCACGAGCUUCCUUCUGUGCCCCUGGCAUUGGCUGGCCCAGGGGGCAGGCUGUAGUUUUAGAACCUGACUUUUGACUCAGGAAUAAAAGCUCUCUGCCAUCAGUG